This is a messenger RNA of Aureobasidium musti, 1101 nucleotides long. Lineage: Eukaryota; Fungi; Ascomycota; Dothideomycetes; Dothideales; Saccotheciaceae. The record is from the annotation of a GenBank genome assembly.
AUGUCUGUAGACAAGAAGAUCAACGUGGGUGUGAUCGGCUACGGUCUGAGUGCAAAGGUCUUCCACAUCCCAUUCAUUCAGGCUCUCCCCGACUACAACUUGUAUGCUGUCGUGCAACGUAGUCCAAAGUCAGGCGAUGACGCUUCAGCCGACCACCCCGAGAUCAAGCUGUUUCGCAAUGCCGACGACAUGUUCGCUGACAAGGCCGUCGAUCUGAUCAUUGUCACCAGUAUCCCGGAAACACACUACGAGUUUACAAAGAAGGCCAUCGAGAGCGACAAGCAUGUCGUUGUCGAGAAACCAUUCGUUCCAACAUCUCAGGAGGCCAGAGAGUUGACCCAACUGGCCAAGGACAGGAACCGAUUGCUAGCUGUCUACCAAAACAGACGGUGGGAUCAAGACUUUGUUACUCUGAAGCAAGUACUGGCUUCUGGUAAACUGGGCGACAUUGCUGAAUUCGAGACACACUUCGACCGCUUCCGUCCGGAGCUUCCCACUCGUACCACAUGGAAAACCCUGGCUACUCCGGCGAGUGGUGCGCUUUACGAUCUGGGAAGUCAUCUCCUCGAUCAAGUAUACCACCUUUUCGGUGCGCCGAAAUCCGUCACGGGCUUCGUUCAAGUGCAACGAAAGGGGCUCAAGACUGGUGAUUGUGCGCCAGAUGCAUGUACGGUACUGCUCAAGUAUGGAUCACCCGAGGAUGAGAUGCUUGUCACCGUCAAAAGCUCUGCCAUCAGCCCAGAGCAAGACCAGCUGAGAUUCUGGGUCCGUGGAACCAAAGGCUCCUUCAAGAAACACAACUUGGACGUUCAAGAGCCUCAGCUUCUAGCCGGUGUCAAACUGAGUAGUUCUGACUUCGGUGUCGAGCCGGCAUCCUCCCACGGCACCCUUACAGCGGCUGCUGCUGAUGGAAAGUUCAACCACGAGACUGUUCCUUCAAUCGAACCGCCACCUACUUAUGUCGAGUACUAUCGCAUCCUCGCCAGGGUAUUGAAGGGCGAGGGCGAGGUUCCCGUCAGUGGAGAUGAUGCCGCUGAUGUACUGAAGAUCAUCGAGCUCGCUCAACUCUCAUCAGACAGCGGAAGCUCGCAAUCAUGGUAA